Molecule: messenger RNA, 1243 nt
Organism: Mercurialis annua (annual mercury)
Lineage: Eukaryota; Viridiplantae; Streptophyta; Magnoliopsida; Malpighiales; Euphorbiaceae
Exons: 5
Coding region: 161-844 (227 amino acids)
Biological process (GO): proteasome regulatory particle assembly
Cellular component (GO): nucleus; cytoplasm
Molecular function (GO): protein binding
Source: RefSeq, a predicted model, not a curated record
AGGUGCUAAACAUUACGAGGCUAUCAAUAAAUGCUUUCCGACUUGCAGUAGAUAUCCAGAAAAACACAAUCCAACUCCAAAUUCCAUUGUAGAGAGACAAUUAUUGUCUUCCAAGCUUAAACCCUGAUAUACAGCACCCACUUCGAAAUUAGAAAAAAAAAUGGUAGCAACGAAUCUGAAAUCAGAGACUAUGAAGCUGAUGGACAAAAGAACCGCCGUCGAAGCUGAAAUGAACGCCAUCAUCGAACAGCUUUGUCUACCCGGCGGUCCCGGUCUUUCCGGCAAUCUCGUCGAUUCCGAGGGAUUUCCUCGUCCAGAUAUUGACAUUCCUGCUGUAAGGGCACAACGCAAUCGUCUUAUUGUGUUAAAAAGCGAUCACAAGGAGUUAACUGGUAAAAUAGAUGGGAAUAUACAGGUUCUGCAUUCAGCUAGGCUUGCUUCUAAAUCACCAUCUCUGAAAGAUGCAGGUAAUGAUAGCACAUCAGAUAAUCAAAACACAUCAAUCACUGCAGCUGCACACAAUGUGGUUCUAAGAGACUCUUCCAGUUCCACGGAUGCGGAUGCCUUUGUCACCAUACCUUUUGCGGUGGUUGAUGAAAUAGCUGAUGCAUCCCCAGCUGCGGAGGAUGGUUUACAACUUGGAGAUCAGAUUAUGAAAUUUGGCAGUGUGGAAUAUCAGGUUGGGAAUAAUCUUCUGCAAAAGCUUGCUCUUGAGCCUCAGAAAAAUCCGGGUCAUGCGAUACCUGUGGUAGUUUUGAGAGAAGGUGCUCCAAUCAACUUAACAGUAACUCCUAGGACAUGGCAAGGCAGGGGUCUCCUAGGUUGCAAUUUCCGGAUUUUGUAACCGGUUGCGUGGAAUUAACUCGAUAAGAUGGUUUCUAAAGGUUGUGUCGUUGUGAUGGCUGCUUUGAUAAGGCUUGUUGACUGCAGAAACUGUGCAUCUUUUUCUUUCUUCUUCCUUAUUUUAUGGCACUCAAAGCCAAAUGUGGUGGAGCAAGAUAAUGGUACCAAACUAGGUUCCUUGUAAAUUUUUGCAGGGACACGUUUUUGGAUCGCUUGAGCUUCUAUCAAAAAUUUCCAAAACACGGUCCUCUCGAUCCGAUUAAUCUCCUCUGGUGUUUUUUCUUCCCUGUGCUUAACAUUUGUAGAAAUGUAGAUUGAUCACGGCCAAAUUUAUGCUUGGUUGCACUCGGCAUGAACCAUUUCUUAAACCUGACCCAGAUUAAUCCAUCCAUUUACAUAA